Molecule: messenger RNA, 462 nt
Organism: Cryptotermes secundus
Lineage: Eukaryota; Metazoa; Arthropoda; Insecta; Blattodea; Kalotermitidae
Product: RNA guanine-N7 methyltransferase activating subunit
Exons: 1
Coding region: 23-361 (112 amino acids)
Biological process (GO): RNA 5'-cap (guanine-N7)-methylation
Molecular function (GO): RNA binding
Source: RefSeq, a predicted model, not a curated record
UUUUUUAAGAAACUCAGUUAAUAUGACAGCAGAAGAGAACUUGACAGGUGGAGAAGGUCAAGCAGUGAGUGUAAUACUGACAGAGGAACAGAAACAGUUUUUAGCUGCAUGUGAAGCUGAAUUUGCUGAUCGCUAUACAGACACUGAUCAGGAGUUUGUUCAGUACAAAGACAGAGUGUCUACCCCACCUAUUGUUGAUCCAUGGUAUAAUAAACCUAGGCGUAAUUUUGAUUGGUCUGCUCGAGGCAAACGUCAUCAGAACUGGGGCUCACGGAAUGACAGAGGACAUAAUCAGGGUGGUGAUGGUGGUUGUUAUCGCCAGGCUGAUCGUUUCUAUGGUCACCGUUAUCGAGCUUACUGAUGCAAUGAGGUGUUUAUAUUUGUAUACACUUAAAUUUAUACAUUAUUAUAUGACUGGACUGAACAUAAAAAUGGAUAAAUAAAAGGUUGAUUUCAAUUAAU